Messenger RNA from Cherax quadricarinatus, 1585 nucleotides. Lineage: Eukaryota; Metazoa; Arthropoda; Malacostraca; Decapoda; Parastacidae. The record is from RefSeq and is a predicted model, not a curated record.
AAUAAUGGCUGGCAUCAACGUCUUCCUCACGUUACUGACGGUCGCUACUGUCGUCGUCUCGGCACGCUUCUCGCCUCACCAUAACAACUACAUCUUCCGUUCGGAUUCCCAAGAUAUUAACUCUUUACGCCUCUCACAGUUGAAAUCCAGCGGCUCUUUCAGAGGUGGACGUCUAGAAUCCAGCGAGCUCAAGAAACUCUUCCAUAUUUCCUCAGUUCCACUUUACUCUGCUGCCCCUGAGCCACAUUACACUUCUGCCUCUGAGUCGCUUAACUCUGCAACUCUGGAAGUGAAUCAUUAUGAUAUCCCACAAGAAGUUAUUUCUCAUCUUAAUAUAAAGACGCUAAUUCCUGAGUUAAAGUCACUAUUUCUGGAGUUAACACAGCUGAUUGACUCUAAUCUCGAUAUAACUAAGCUGCUUCCCGAGUUAAAGAGUUUAGUCAUCGGGUCCAAGCCAGAGUUGAAGAGGAUUUUCAUCGAGUUUAAGCGUGAGUUCAAGACACUUCUCACUGAGUCUAAGCCUGAGUUACGGGCACUGCUUCAUGAACUGUUUACAUUCCUUAUCGAGUUCAUGCCUGAGAUUAAGGAACUAUUAUCUAAGAUUAAAAAACUAUUCAUUGAAGCCAAGCCCGAGCUGAAGAAAUUACUUUACAAUUAUAAACCUGAUUUUAGGGUUCUCUUGCCUGAGAUGAAGACAUUACUCGUGGAGUUCAGGGCCGAGUUAAAAACAUUCUUUCCUGAGUUCAGGGUAAUUCUUCCAGCUUUGGGACAAUUUUUUCCAGAGAUAAAGUCACUGCUUCCCGAAUUUCGGUCACUGCUUCCCGAUAUACGUUCCUUGUUCCUUGAGUUGAGUUCACUGGUUUUCGAGUUGAGAACACUGAUUCCCGAGGUAAGGGUACUGGUAAACAAGUUGAGAGCACACGUUCCUCACUUGAGAACACUGGUACCAGAAUUGAGAGCGCUGGUUCCCGACUUGAGGGCAUUAAUACCUGAAUUAAGAUCUCUGAUCCCUGAGUUGGGACUACAUUACGAGUCAAAUCCCGAGUUAAAAACACUUCUUCUUGAACUAAAGAGAUUGACAUUAGAAUUAAAAUCUGAAUUAGUUCACCUUCAUUCUAAACUGAAAGGAUUAUUCUUCGAUUCAAAGUCCGAGUUAGCUCUACUUAUUUUCGAUCUAAAGAGACUGUAUUUAGAAAGCAAGACUGCACUGAGGCCUCUACUCGGUGAUUUAAAACCUUUGUUCCUUGAAAUGAAGCCACUGAUUCGUGAGGUGAAGCAUUUGCUCUUCGACCUUGGGUACCUACUGCUCAGCUGAUUUAGUAAAUGAUAUUUUCAACUAUCUUCAAAUCUUUUACUUCUCAUAUGUAUAUAUUCAAUAAAAAAGGUGAAAUAAAUUUGAAGUUGUUUUCUGAAAACUAUAUUUAAAAAAAAAAUGGUGCACAUAUGUGACGAGGCUAAUAUAAUAUAAUCUACCAAAAAUGGGCUCGAGAGAGGAUGGGUUCCCUAUUACAGUGUAUUUAAUAUUGCUAAAUAUUCUUAAUUAUCAGCUAGACCUCUUUGCGUUUUUGGCGAAGUAUAUGAGAGU